GAUACCAAAAUUUCAAAUUCAAAUUCAAACCAUUCGCGGCAAUCGAUCGAUCAAUGAACGCCUCCAAGAACGAAAAAGAUCUCUCUCCCGUGAAACUCGAGUGGGUCCUCAAAUCGAUCGUGAGCUUUUUUUUCUCGGAAAUUCAACGUGAUCCCACGUAGCUCACUCACGAUGGGUAUAUCUUUGAGCGCUCGCGCGAUCUCCCGAAGGAUGGCGAGAUGGAGCAGCAAAGAAGAUUGGGACAAACAACGCCAGCGCCAAAUCCAAAACCUGUUCCUCACGGUUCUGUGCCUCAGCCUCGCGGUUCUUCUCAUCGCUGUGCCUCGGGAAUACAGAACAACGCAGACCUUCUCGAGAGCGAGCGAAAGGAUCGAAUCCACAGGUAAGUCCGGUGCUACGUCGAAGAAAACCGUGGAGGAUGGUGUUGCCUGUGAUCUUUCAAACUAUCGCACAGCAGUGUGUCGCCUCGCUGGUGAUCUGAGAAUCAGGGGCAGCACGGUGACACUGUUUAGUCCUAGCAACACCGACGAGGAGAUCCUCGUCCAAAAGAUCAAGCCAUACCCGAGAAAGUGGCAGAAGCAGCUCCUCGAGAAGAUUAGCGAGGUGACGAUCAAAGUGAGAAGAUCCAGCUCCAGCGCUCCACAGCACCAGUGUGAUGUCAACCACACGCAAGCCGCCAUGAUCUUCUCGACUGGAGGCUACACCGGAAGUGUCUACCACGACUUUAACGAUGGUCUCAUCCCCAUCUAUAUCACCUCGCACGGAUUCCAGGGCGAGGUUGUGUUCUUCGUCUCCGAGUUUCAGCCGUGGUGGAUGAAGAAGUACGGUAACAUUGUCAAGCAGAUGACCAAGUACCCCGUCCAAGACUUUUCCAGCGACUCCGCGCAGCACCGCGUCCACUGCUUCCCCAAAGUCGUGGUCGGUUUGGACAUCCACGACGAGCUUGCCAUCAAUGCCGCAAAGAUGUCGCAUGGAAAGUCCAUCCGAGACUUCCAAUCCAUCCUCAGUACUGCCUUCUCGGCCUCGGCCAGUCGGACCAAAGUUCCACGCACCAGGCCGAAGCUCGUCUUCAUCACUCGGCGAAGAACUCGGGUUGUCACCAACGAGGAAGAAGUGGUCCAGCUUGCGGAGAGAGCUGGAUUUGACGUCGAGGCUCUGGAACCCGGAUUCAACCACGAGAUGGCCAAUCUUUACGGGAUCAUACAGUCGGCCGACGUUCUUCUCGGUGUCCAUGGAGCAGCAAUGACACACCUGCUGUUUAUGCGACCGGGAUCACUUCUCCUCCAAAUCGUUCCACUUGGAACCAAGAGCCCGUCUCGGUCGUUCUAUGGAAACCCGGCCAUGAAAGCUGGUAUGCAGUAUAUGGAGUAUAUCGUCGAAGCCAGUGAGAGCAGCCUGUUGAAACGCUUUGGACAGAACCACUCCGUGAUAGUGAGUCCUCCAGAGAAUCCAGGAUCGUCUUCCGGGUGGAGCGAUAUGAAGAAGAUUUAUCUCGACAAGCAGAACGUUACGAUCUCGCUUUCGAGGUUCGAGCCAGUUCUUCGAGAAGCCUUUGAGAAAAUCUCAUCUCUGUGACCGACGUGGAUCCGGCAGCGCAGCAUCUAGCCAGCGUUGAUGAUCCCAGCUAGAAC
Molecule: messenger RNA, 1631 nt
Organism: Selaginella moellendorffii
Lineage: Eukaryota; Viridiplantae; Streptophyta; Lycopodiopsida; Selaginellales; Selaginellaceae
Exons: 3
Coding region: 172-1575 (467 amino acids)
Molecular function (GO): glycosyltransferase activity
Source: RefSeq, a predicted model, not a curated record